Messenger RNA from Xenopus laevis (African clawed frog), 1245 nucleotides. It is a transcript of the gene erfl.L, whose product is annotated as ETS repressor factor like L homeolog. Gene Ontology annotation, cellular component: nucleus. The record is from RefSeq and is a predicted model, not a curated record. Bases 109 to 1245 code for a protein of 378 amino acids. NCBI's taxonomy places the organism in Eukaryota, Metazoa, Chordata, Amphibia, Anura, Pipidae. Gene Ontology annotation, molecular function: DNA binding; DNA-binding transcription factor activity; sequence-specific DNA binding. Gene Ontology annotation, biological process: DNA-templated transcription; cell differentiation; regulation of transcription by RNA polymerase II. The transcript has 5 exons.
UUCUUCUCUCCCCACUGUUCUUCUGUUCUCUCCCACCUGCUCUCUACCUCCUGCUCUGCCCCAACUUUCUCUCUUCUGCUACCGGCAACCCUGUGUGCAGAGCCGAGCAUGGACUGUAGCUGUGUGUCUGACAUCCUCCUGACUCCCUCAGUGCCGGCUCUCUGGACUCCAGGGUUUGCCUUUCCCGACUGGGCCUACAAACCGGAGUCAAGCCCCGGGUCCAGACAGAUCCAGCUGUGGCAUUUCAUUCUAGAACUUCUUCAGAAAGAAGAAUAUCACGAUUUCAUUGCCUGGCAGGGAGACUAUGGAGAGUUUGUCAUCAAAGAUCCCGAUGAGGUGGCGCGGCUUUGGGGAAUAAGGAAAUGCAAACCUCACAUGAACUACGACAAGCUGAGCCGGGCAUUAAGGUAUUAUUAUAACAAGAGGAUUCUGCACAAGACUAAAGGCAAACGAUUCACCUACAAAUUUAACUUCAGUAAAGUCGUGUUGGUGAAUUACCCACUGUUGGAUAUGGCCAAUUCCUCCCUUCUGUUGGGGCAGAACCCAUUCCCAGGGGCCCACCCUCAUGAUCCCUUUUCUCCAGAGGCUUUGCAGUCUCUCUUCUCCUCUACAAGUCGGGCUCCACUCCUAGAUCGCCCUAUCACUGCCCCAGACACAGAGAAAUUACGCUUAGAGACGACCUUCCCAUUCCUGGGCUCAGGUUCUGCGUAUACCAAGCCCCCAGCGUUGCUGCCACCCUACAACAGAAAUUCUCCUUUUCCUGACUACUCAUGGGGGUUUAACCCCUACCUCUCAAGCAGCUUUCCCCUCAGUGGCUCCAAGUUGCCCACCUCCCUGUAUCCACCACAGUUCUACCCCACCUCACUAUCCCAACUGCCCCCACCUCUGUCUCUCUUGCCUGGGGAGCCUAUGGACAGGUCUAAUAGCUUACUCCAAGGCAUACCCCAAAGGCUCUGCACUAGCCUUAACCCACACAUUGUGCCCCCAAGAGGAGGGGCAGAUCUAAGCAGCAUUGUGGCAUCAGCAAGGAGGGAGAGGGCCGAGCAACCAGAAGGAAAGCAGGAGCCCGAAUCAGAUUCAGACCUUGAAAUUACGGACGUGAGCGACUGCAGCUCAGAGGCAGAAGGGUGUGUGUACAGUCCCCCCUGCCCCGUACCCCCCAUGGGCACCGGCCAAACAGGAGAAGAACGACCCAAAGCAGAUGCCAAGCUUUCUCUGGAAAAAGUCACCGCUCCCACCAGCUAG